Molecule: messenger RNA, 3347 nt
Organism: Salmo salar (Atlantic salmon)
Lineage: Eukaryota; Metazoa; Chordata; Actinopteri; Salmoniformes; Salmonidae
Source: RefSeq, a predicted model, not a curated record
AUAAGCUGUUCGCAAUUUGAUUGCGCCUGCGUGUGAAAUUGAACGGAACGGGUUUCCGUAGUUAUAGUAAACAUGGCGUCCGACAGUGACGGGGAUUUUGUUACUUUCGGAACCCCAUUAGAACCGCUAGAAGAAGAUGAGCCUCUGAGGAAGCCAAUCCCGCUGCACGAGCAGACCGUGAAGGAUGAGAAGGGACGCUACCAGAGGUUCCAUGGAGCCUUUACUGGGGGAUUCUCUGCUGGGUACUUCAACACCGUGGGCACCAAAGAAGGGUGGACACCAGCAACCUUUGUUUCAUCCAGACAGCAGAAAGCAGGCAGACAGAAAGCAGGCAGACAGAAUGACAGGCCAGAGGACUUCAUGGAUGAGGAGGACCUGGGGGAGCACGGCAUCGCCCCCAGACAAAUCACCACUACAGCCGACUUUGCCUCAGGCAGGAAGGAUGUGAUCGCGGACAAGGCCAGAGUCAUCACCUCUCUUUCAGCCCCUGUCCCCGGGGACACUGUCCUGGAAGACUUGGUGUCUCCAGCUAGGUCCUCCAUGGGGGUGGAGUUACUGAGGAAGAUGGGCUGGAAGGAUGGCCAGGGGGUUGGACCCAGGGUGAAGAGGAAGCUGUCCAAGCAGAAAGCAGAUUCUGCAACGGGGGCGUUCGGCCCGGCCUCGGAAUCACAGGAUGAGGAAGACGGAGAAUUCGUCCCUGUGAACGUGACCUUCGCUCCCGAAGACGUGACUCCCAUAGACUUCGCCCCUAAAGUGGAUCUCCACGGCCUGGGGUACCGGGGUCUGAACCCCCAGGCGGCCCUGAGGGGAGGUCCGGGCGCCGGACACAUUAACCUGUUCACCGUGGACUCAGACAGGACCAACAGCCUGUUUGGAGAGGACAGGAAGGGACCUAAACGCAGAGGAGGAGUAGCAGGACAGGGGUUUGGUGUGGGUGCGAUGGAGGACGAGGACGAUGACAUCUACCACAGAGACGCCAUGUCUAACUACGACACGGUGCUGGGAGGGGAGGAGCCUGGGGACGGCCUGUACGGAUGGACCGCCCCCCAGCAGUACAACAGGAAGAAGACAGACCACAGUAAAGACGCUGCUUAUCUGGGUAAAAUCCUAGAAGGAUUCACCCUGGCCUCCGAUAAGAUGGAGAACAAAACAAUCUUCCCUCCUCCCAACCUGCCCAGAGACUUCAGGCCGGUCCACUACUUCCGUCCAGUGGUGGACAUGUCCAGCGUGAGCCCCAUGGUAGCCCAGGCCCUGCAGACGUCUCGAGGACACAUGGCCCAGGAAGAGCCCUCUAAGGGGGGACGCCACCAGCUGGACUCUGCCCAGAGGAGGGAUCUGCUGGGGGAAGCUGCGCUGCAAGGCCCCAGCUCUGUGUUUGACCUGCUGAAGGUUGAGGACAGAGAGAGACUCUGCGGCCUACGGAGGCCCUCCUCAGAUACCAGCUCAGGCCCCAGACAGCUCACCCCUGGCUGGUCCUCCCCUGUCCUCCCCCCUCCAGGCCCCAGACAGCUCACCCCUGGCUGGUCCUCCCCUGUCCUCCCCCCUCCAGGCCCCAGACAGCUCACCCCUGGGGAGGCCAGAGCAGCUGUGGUGGCUGCAGCAGCCAGAGCCUCGGCCCAGAAGGCCCUGUCUAGCAGGUUUGCUCCUCAAUCAGAGCAGCUGCAGCAGGAAGCUCUGAGUGUGUGGAGCGGUCCGACAGCUCAGGCCCAGACAGGACAGACCUUCAAACCCUUUGAGAGGACCCCUCAUAAACAGGCCCGAUACGACCUCUACAUAGACCAGCUCAAACAGGGAGACAGAGACGCCCUGGAGUUGAGCUUGGACCCCACCAUGACAGAGUGGGAGAGAGGGAGAGAGAGGGACGAGUUCGUCCGCGCUGCUCUCCUCUACAAGCCCAGCAGCUCGUCUCUGUCCUGUCGCUUCACCAGAGGGAAACAGGACGACGGUGUGGAGGCAGACACUGUGGAGGUGACACGAGAUCAGGAGAAUGAUGUGGAUGACAAGCAGGAAGCCGUAAAGAUGAAGAUGUUUGGAAAACUGACCAGAGACUCGUUUGAAUGGCACCCUGACAAACUGCUCUGCAAGAGGUUCAAUGUACCUGACCCCUAUCCUGGGUCAGGGUUUGUGGGAAUGCCCAAAGUGAAGAGAGACAAGUUCUCUGUGUUCAACUUCCUGACUGUAUCAGAGAGUCCAACAGCUAGUGCUUCCCCCGCUCCACAAGGUGUGAAGCCCUCUGAGCCAGGGAAGAGGUCCAGGUGGGAUGUGUCUGGCCAGGCUGGGGACGAGGACAGGAAGGAGAAGGAUCCAAUCAGUGAUUUCCUCAGUGUGGCUCGUAUUGAAGCCUCUGGGUCAGGACCGGACACCUCUACUACUGAUGGCCCUACAACGGAUCCUACUGUAGAGCCGGACACGGAGCAGAAAGACGAGGAGGAGGAGGAAGAGGAGAGCAGGCCGUCUAUGGAUCUGUUCAAAGCCAUCUUCGCCUGUUCAUCAGACGAGAAGUCUUCCUCUUCUUCAGAAGGAGAGAGUGAGGAGGAGGAGGAGGAGGAAGGUGUUCGGAGCAAGGCUGGGACCGGGCCUCAGAUAUCUAACCAGCUGAACGUCAACACAACCCGACCUGCUCUUCCUGUGUCGGCGACACCCAGCCAGCACCCAGACGUUCUGUUCAAAACGCCCAGUGGUCCUGCCCCUCCCCCUCAGAACCAGGAAGUGGAAGAGGAGGAGUUUGGACCUCGGCUGCCUCCUCCUUCCUCUACAUUGACAGCGGGGCGCCGUCCGUCCCCAACUCCCUCUGCUAAGGACGACAAACACAAGAAGAAGUGUAAGGAGAAGCACAAAGCCAAGAAACACGGCAAGCACAAGAAGGACAAAAAGCAGAAGAAGAAGCACAAGAGGCACAAGCACAAAGGCAAGCAGAAGAAGAGCAGUAGGAAGGAGUCUUCAUCAUCAGGCAGCAGCUCAGAGGGGAGUGACGGGAACGGCCAGGGGGACGGAGAGGAGGGAGGAGGGGUGUCAACAGAAGAGCUGCUCAGAAGGUUGAAGAGCAUCCGUGGGAAGAAUCAGCAGUGAAUCUAUAAUCCGACAGACAGGAUCCAUCAUGUCCUCUAUGAGGAUGGAUACCUGGAUACCUGGAGACGGGAGUCAGGAACCAUUCUGUAUAUGGCAUUUAGGAAUUCCAAUAGCCCUGUACCGAUGCUGAUGAAAGAGGGGCUUACUUUACAUUUUAAAUUGUAAUUCUCAUAAGAUGUGAGUUUUUGCUGAUCAAUGUCUUGGGCUGAUAUGUUGAGAGAUAUUGAUUUGUUGCUAUCGUCUGUUAAUCAAUAAAAAAGUAGAUUUUUUGGUUGUAA